GCGGCUCCAGGUGUGCUCACACCGGAGGAUGAUCGUGCAGAGAUCCGCGCAGAGAUGGCCUAACGCCGCCCGCUUUGUCUCCCAGCCCGAGUGGUCGUAGUGGAGCCCGGACCCCCGCCCGCCUCCCUCCCGGACCCGGGGAUCAGCUCGCCAUGGCCGGGCUCAUCAAGAAGCAGAUCCUGAAGCACCUCUCCAGGUUUGCUAAGAACCUGUCUCCGGACAAGAUCAACCUGAGCACGCUGAAGGGGGAGGGCCAGCUCACCAACCUGGAGCUGGACGAGGAGGUUCUGCAGAGCCUGCUGGACCUGCCCACAUGGCUGGCCAUCAACCGCGUGUUUUGCAACAAGGCUGCCAUCAGGAUACCAUGGACGAAGCUGAAGACUCACCCAAUCUCCUUGACCCUGGAUAAAGUGGUGAUGGAGAUGAGCACCUGUGAUGAGCCCCGCCCACCCAAUGGUCCGUCUCCCAUAGCAACAGCAUCAGGACAAAGUGAAUAUGGCUUUGCUGAGAAGGUGGUGGAGGGGAUGUCUCUAUCCAUCAACUCCAUCGUCAUUAGGAUCAGUGCCAAGGCCUUCAACGCCUCCUUUGAGCUCUCCCAGCUGCAGGUCUACAGCGUCAACACCAGCUGGAGCAUCAGCGACCUGCGCUUCACUCGCAUCCAGGAUCCUCAGAGGGGCGAGAUCCUGACAUUUAAGGAGAUCAGCUGGCAGAUGAUCCGCAUCGAGGCCGACGCCAUUCAGAGUGCCGAGCACGAGAUGCUGAGCGCCCCCAUCCGCCUCAUCACCAACCAGUCCAAGAUCAGAGUCACCCUGAAGAGACGGAUAAAGGACUGCAACGUCGUGGCCUCCAAGCUGAUUCUGGUCCUGGACGACCUGCUGUGGGUCCUGACCGACUCCCAGCUCAAGGCCAUGGUGCAGUAUGCAAAGUCCCUCAGCGAGGCCAUGGAGAAGUCUGCUCAGCAGAGGAAGAGCAUGGCCACAGAGGAGCAGGUGUCGUCGCCGCCCACCUCGGCCCAGCAGGUGCGCACGCAGCAGACGCCCACAGCUGCCGAUCAGAGUGCAAGCAUGGCCAAGCUGUUCAGCGCCUACGACGUGUGCGAGACGUCCCACCACCUCCAGAUCACCCACCUCGACCUGCACAUCUGUGACGACAUCCAUGCUAAGGACAAAGUUAACAAUAAGCGGAUCACAGGUGGAGCAAUGCAGCUUUCCUUCAGCUCCAUCACCCUGGACUACUACCCUUUGCACAGAGCAGGUGACACCUGCGUACACUGGAUGCACUACAGUGAAGCCACUAAAACCAGGGACGGCUGGGUCAAGAACCUGCUCGAUGAGUUCAAGUCCAACGUGGAGAUGUUAAAGAGUGCCAUUCGGGAUCAGCAAGCCCCGGCUCCUGCACACAGUUCCCCACAUCAUGGUACGGUAAACACCUCGUCCUCCUCCAGCGCUUCCUUCAGUCCUCCUCCCCAGAGUCCCAAGACCCAGCUCAUGUCCAGCUCGGUGGUUCUGAGGAUGGCCGACUUCAGCAUCUACCAGGUGUCGACAGCAGACCAGCGUCGCUCCAGCCCCAAAACCAUGAUCUCCUGCAAUAAGAAGUCCUUGUACCUUCCUCCGGAGAUGCCAGCCAUCCACGUGGAGUUCACAGAGUACUACUUCCCCGAUGGAAAAGACUACCCCAUCCCAUGUCCGAACCUGUACGUGCAGCUCAACGCCCUGCAGCUGGUCCUGGAUCCUCGCAGCCUGGAGUGGCUCAACCUGUUCGGCCUCGACCUCAAGCAGAGUCUGGAGCAGUUCAUGGAGAUCUACAAGCUCGACGACCUGCAGAAACCUGACGAUCACGUCGACAUCAAGAUCGACGGCCUCAUGCUCAAGCUGGUGGUGCCCACCGACCGGGACGCCUCCUGCCCCGCCGACCUGCCGCGCUCCGUCUCCAUCCAGACGUCUGAAAUGGUGGCCAGCAACACCCGGCACCCGGGCAACUGCACCCGCUCGCACCUGGAGGCCCUGCUGCAGGCCUUCGAGGAGGAGCCGUUCUUCUCCUCGUCGUUCUCCUCGUUCCCUCGCUCCUCCUCCUCCUCCGUGCCCAUCCUCCACCCCGUCUUCCAGCGGCACGCUCACGAGCAGGACACCAAGCUGCACGACGUCUACCGAGGGCUGGUGUCGCCCUCGCUGGGCGCCGACGCCCUCAAGAUGCCCGCCGCCACGGACUUGUGGUCGCUGCACUUCGCCCAGUUCUGGGUGGACUACGAGGGCAGCCACGGGGGCAAGGGCCGGCCGCAGCCCUUCGUGGACUCCUUCCCCCUCACCGUGUGGGGGUGUCAGCCGGCCAAGAUCGCCGAGCAUCAGGAGAAGCUCCGGAGCGCCUCCGGAUCAGGGAUGUCCAGAAGCACGUCGCAGGAGGCCGUCUCCCGUUUGCAGAGGAAACGGUUGUUAAAGGAGUAUUACAGCACGGACGGGGCGUCGCCAUCGCCUCACGGCAGCGAUGCAGUACCGCCGGCUAACAACGGGCUGCAUAAACCCCUCUCGCUGGACUGUUUGCCCUCCUCAUCCCCUCCUUCGUCAUCAUCCAGUACAGAUGCAGACGUGCACCUGUUGGUGCACGUUCAGAAGCCCUUAAGCGCUCAGGUGAGCCACCGGCAGUACGUGUUCCUGAUGCACCUGCAGCGCAGCCUCAAAGCCCUGCAGCAGAAGCUGCAGCAGGACCUGGAGGAGAUGGGCUCCAAGCGGGAGCGUAAGGACUCCUCCCACCACCCCGCGGACCACCAGCCCUUCACCGUCUGCUUAGGCCUCCUGCUCAAGAGUGCAGAGGUGUCCCUCCUCCUGAAGCCGGUCCCCCGGCCCGAGGGUUCACGAUCCCCCGCGGGCUCAGAGCUCUCCCCCUCGGAGAGCCGAGGAACCCUGGAGCCUCCCGGCGACGCCGGGGAGGGAGCAGAGAAGGGACACGACGGGGAAGGAGCUGCAAAGCCGUCGCUCCCUGCGGACCAGCUGCUGCGUGGGGACAGCCCCGUCCCCCUCCUUCCCUCCUCCACGUCUGCUCCUCGUCGGGACUCGGCUCACAGAGCCUCGGAGGAGGAGAGGACUCCGGCUAAGAGCGCGGGCAGGGGGGGCUCGGACGAGGGGGGGGACGCCGCGGUGGAUUGGUCGACCGCGGUCGAUGAAGUGGGAGUUGGGUUAGAAUCCAAAGCCCAAGUAAGUGAUUCUUUUUCUGACCCACUGAGCAGCAAAGACUUGAGCGACAAAGACAAGACGCCUGGAAAGAUGCCUCAGUCAAUAUCCAGGAAAGGAAGUUUGUCUUUGGUUUCUGAUCUCCUCAGCUCCUCAAACUCCAGCAGAUCCACCUCCCUUUAUUCCAUGUCCAACAUUGGGCGCUUGAUGCGUGACCGUUCCCAGUCCAGUUUCUCUGUGUCCUACAAGAACAUGAAGAAGAGCCCGUCUCUGCAGUCGCUGGACAACAUUUCCAUCGACAGUUACCUGAUGGAGGACGGAGACGCCUACAGCUUACUGGAGAGAGACGAUGUGUCGAUGUCCGGAUACAAGGAUGCCAUCAGUGAGCAGAGCGCCGCCGAGGCCGGACCGGGUCAGGAGCAGGAAGGAGGCGCGUCGUCUGACAGCGUCAGCGCCACGUCCCAGAGCAUUGACGAACCCACCAAAGACAUAGUGUCCGUGCUGGUGCUGAAGGUCCGGUCGGUGUGUGUGGGCAUGGAGGCGGUGGGGGAGAGCGCGGCUGUGGCGCUGGAGGUGGGCAGCGUCACGCCCAGCCAGCUGGGCAACAUCAGCCUCCGGCAGUACCUCAGCAACCGCAGCCUCGGUGGUGGCGACGUCAACGCUGCGUCUGCCCGGAGCCCACGCGGCCCGGAGGUGCGGGCUCGGCUGGAGAGCGGGCCCUGCGCCGCGGCCCACUCCCCGCUGGCCGAGCGCAACGGCUUCCUGCAACUGCGUCUCCAUGGAUACCGCGCCAACUUCCUGAUGUCCACGCUGCACAACCUGGCCCUCUUCAUGGAGGACGACUUUGCGCCGCAAGUGCUGCCCAUGGAGAUCAGCGUCAGGGACACGCACAUCAACCUAGAGGACGACGGCCCCCGGGACAACACGUCCGAGGGCGAGCCCUCGCCCAUCACCCUCCACGUGGACAGUCUGCUCAUACACAGACGGGACGACGGCUCCUUCUCCAUAGGAGUGGACAAAGAGACGGACGACAGACCCAGGAAAACAGAUCUGAUGGACGGCUCUCUCAAUCCGCUCCUGGAGACGGUGAGCCGGGUCUGCGGGGAACCGAAGGCCACGCAGACUCCAACCCCGCCCAGCAGCCCUCCUCCGUCCGCCAGAGAAAAGAUGCUGAUGGAGGAGAACGAGUGUCUGAAGGUGGAGCUCUCCCGGGCCAAGAUGGCGCUGGCCGAGGCUCAGAUGGAAAAGGACUCGCUGAUUCACCGCAUGAAGAACCUCAAAGUCAACACCAGCUAGACGCGCCUCCCCGCUCCCCGGCCGGCUCCCGCUCGGCACCCGCGGGUCCGCAGAGACGAGCUCCCACACCGAAGGACACCAGUUAAAAUUAAGUAAAGAAAAGAGGAUUUUUUUUCUUCUCCUUUUUUAAAAAAACUUCAAUGGCUCCAUUUUCACGCUUCUUGAUCGAGUGAACCAGCACGUCUCUACACUUCAAAGCAACGCGGAGUCUGUGAAGACUCAGAAACACACAUCUCGUCUGUUUUAUCUCCUUCACUUCGGACGGCGGAGGUUCGAUGCGUUUGGGAAAACUGAAAAAGAAAGCAAGAACAGAAAUGCGUAUUUGAAAGCGAGCCUGAGACUUCUACGGUUAGUUGGUGCCUGCAGAUAAACCCUCUCCUCACUAGUCUGUUGAAAGUAAAAUAAAAAAGAAAGUCAGUAUGAAUGAACACUGAAUGUCGUAUCUUCAGAGGAAUGUCUCCAAAAAAAAGAUUUAUUUUGCACUGCACUCGAAUUUUUAAUUUAGUGCGUAUUAUGUUCAGAUGUGGGCGGGGCGGGGUCGUAGCCACGCCCCUCCUCCUCUGGGUGUACAGUGUAUAUUGUACAAGAAUGUGAACACAACUAUUUUCUACAGACCUUUGAAUGGUGACGCAGUGUUUUAGUUGGGUGUGUGUGGUGUUUUUUUUGUUUAUAUCUCAACCAGAACAAGCAUUUAAUUAAAAUUACACAAGGAAUUUCCGCAAAACGCCUCACGCCAGUCCGUGACCUCCUCGGACGUCCCGUUUUGCGUUAACGGCUACUUUAACACGUGCACUUUUAAAACUGAGGCACUGCAAACGAAGUAAAAAAGAAAAGAGGGAAACAAGUGAUGCUGCCUGUGUGUGUGUCUUUUAUGUAAAAAUGUAGAAGUUUCUUUGUUUUUUUUUUUUUUUUAAAUCAAUGAACAUGCAAAGACCAUCGUUUGCUGCUGAUUCGUCUCGGCGUGAGAACGUCUGGGGGGAAUCCUGACGGGAUGUUUAAAGACUAAAACUUUCUAACAGCACAAGAAUAAAUGGAAAACAAAAAAACAAGGCUAUAGUUUCAGGUUUUAUAACUCUGAUCUCAUGUUCAACAAUAAAAGUACAUGAUUGGCUCCGUUAAUUUCA
Messenger RNA from Cololabis saira (Pacific saury), 5584 nucleotides. It is a transcript of the gene bltp3b, whose product is annotated as bridge-like lipid transfer protein family member 3B. Lineage: Eukaryota; Metazoa; Chordata; Actinopteri; Beloniformes; Belonidae. The record is from RefSeq and is a predicted model, not a curated record. The coding region runs from base 153 to 4460 and encodes 1435 amino acids. The transcript has 23 exons.